AUGCGUUGUUCUUCUUCAACGAAAAAAAGUGAUGCAUUGGCGCUUACGGCCAUACCACGUUGGAAACACGACAUCCUGUUCGAUCUGUCAACAACGAUUGGCCUCGUUAGUACUUGGAUCGGAGACGGCUUGAGAAUCCCAGUUAAAAUUGCUUACGGCCAUACCGCGUUAAAAACACGACAUCUCGUCCGAUCUGUCAAGUUAAGCAACGUUUGGCCUGGUCAGUACUUGGAUCGGAGACGGCUUGGGAAUCCCAAGUGUUGUAAGCACUUCUGCCAGAUUCUCUGA
Enterobius vermicularis (human pinworm) is the source of this 288-nucleotide messenger RNA. NCBI's taxonomy places the organism in Eukaryota, Metazoa, Nematoda, Chromadorea, Rhabditida, Oxyuridae. The record is from the annotation of a GenBank genome assembly.